Protopolystoma xenopodis is the source of this 396-nucleotide messenger RNA. Lineage: Eukaryota; Metazoa; Platyhelminthes; Monogenea; Polystomatidea; Polystomatidae. The record is from the annotation of a GenBank genome assembly.
AUGAUAGGUCCUAAUAGCACUAUGCAGCAUGUUAAUGACUUCCAGAGCCUAGCUCCCCUGCCUCCAGUAACCGGACAGUUUUUGCUUAACCUCGAGACCAAUGCUCUUGACAGUAGAUUUUUCCAGCCCAUUCGCCAAACCGAGCUGGCAAGUGAUGACUUCUGCCCUUCUGGCCUACCUCUUGACAAGACGAGUGAGGAACCUGUACAAACGUCUUCAGCAUGCUUGGCUGGGGGGCUGGCUGGAGUGUCAAGGCCACUCGCUUCCUCAAGUCUUGUCGGUAAGGCCAGCAUCCCGGGGCAUGAGGCGACCAGUUCAGAGGCGUCAAGUGUAUUCGCUUCGAGGCAGGCAGAUCUGUGGAAGCGAAUAUGCUUCCCAAAGUCCAGCUAUGUGUAG